Rhodotorula graminis WP1 is the source of this 1732-nucleotide messenger RNA. RefSeq lists its product as uncharacterized. Lineage: Eukaryota; Fungi; Basidiomycota; Microbotryomycetes; Sporidiobolales; Sporidiobolaceae. Gene Ontology annotation, biological process: nucleotide-excision repair, DNA gap filling; DNA replication; DNA strand elongation involved in DNA replication. Gene Ontology annotation, cellular component: nucleus; delta DNA polymerase complex. The transcript has 6 exons. The record is from RefSeq and is a predicted model, not a curated record. Gene Ontology annotation, molecular function: DNA-directed DNA polymerase activity. The coding region runs from base 1 to 1611 and encodes 536 amino acids.
AUGGAUCAGCAGAAGGCCUUUGGCCGCAUCACCAGGCGCGUCGCCAUCGACCGCAACAUCCUCACCUACCGCCUCGCCGCACGCGAGCUCGGCUGCACCGUCGCCCAGGCCAAAACCGUCCUCAAGGCCUACUUCGAGUCGGACGUCGCAAAGGAGCGCAACGUCGGUGCCGUCUGGCUCGUGUCGGGCUACCUCGCCCAGCCGCCUCCUCGAGCGCCCAACGGCUCGGCGGUCAAGGAGGAGGACGCCAUGGACGUCGACUCGAGCGCCGACACGAGCACGAGCGCGCCGGCCCAGGCGUCGCAGGAGCGAGACGGUGUGGCGGGUACGGCCGGCGAGGACGAGGUGGUGCAGCGGGUCGUACAGCGCCUCGUGCAGGACAAGGACCUCGAGGCCCAGCUCCCCCUCUUCUCCUCGACCCCGCGCCCGCCGUCAACGCACCUCUACGCGCUCCUCCCCUCGCCCUCGCUCCCCUCGCUCGCCCUCCUCGGCCCCGCAGCCCUCUCGCUCGUCGCGCCCGCCGCGCGCGAGAAAUGGCGCGUCCCCCCGCCUGCUGCCACAGAAGACGGCGCCGACGCUGGGGACCACGGCGGCGCGUACGGUGAGCUGGUCAACCCGGACGGCGAGAGGAGGAGGGUCAAGGGCGCCACGGCGGCGGGUCGCGCGGCGGGCGCGGGCGCGAGCGCGAGCGCGGCCAAGGGCAAGGGCAAGGGCAAGGAACCCGUCGGCGCGUCGUCGACGUCGCGCACGACGAGCGCGGCGGGCAAGAAGGAGGGCGACGACGAGCCCGCCGUCGCCGUCGGCAAGGCCAAGGCGGGCGCCGACAAGCCCAAGGCCAAGGACAAGAAGGCGUCGAAGAAGGACGCCGCCGACAAGGACAAGGCCAAAGACAACAAGGGCCCCAAGGCGCGCCCGAUCGGCCAACUCGGGGGCCUCUUCUCGCGCACGUUCGACAAGCCGCCGCCGCCCAAGAAGUCGUCGUCCAAGUCCAAGAAGGGCAAGGGCAAGGCGUCGUCCGACUCGGACUCGGACUCGGACGGCGACUCGGACGACAAGUCGAGCGGCAGCGACGACGACGACGACGACGACGACGACGACGACGUCAAGCCGGUCAAGAAGGUCGUGCCCGCCAAGCGCAAGUCGUCGUCGCCCGUCGUGACGCGCAAAAAGGCCGUCGCCUCGCCGGUCAAGGUGUCCAAGAAGAAGGCCGCCGACGUCGUGCUCGACGGCGACGACGGCGACGAGUUUGACGACUGGGCCAUGGACGAGGAGGCGCUGCUCGAGGCUGAGCGCGCUGCCGAGGUGCAGGCGGCACAGAGGAAGACGAGCGCCGGGGCGAGUGGGAGCGCUGAGGCGGGCAAGGGCAAGGCCAAGGGCAAGGAGAGCAAGGCCGACAGGCAGAAGAGGGAACUCGAGGAGAUGAUGCAGAGCGACGACACGAUGGACGUCGACUCGAAGCCUGCGCGCGCAACCCUCUCGCGCACGCCGUCCACCUCGUCCGCCGCGCCGUCCAAGCCCAAGCCCAAGAGCGCCUCGUCGACCUCUGCCUCGUCCGGCUCGGGCGCGCCGGCGCAGCAAAAAGGCCUCGGCGCGUUCUUCAAGAAGAAGUGAGUGCGAGGCGGCGGCUGUGCACGAGAGGGCGAGGGGGAGAGGGGCAGGAGGAGGAGCUUGGGCGAGAGAAAGAGGGGAGGGCCGAGGAGGCUCGUGCGGCAAUGGAGCAGCUGUACCUUGG